AUGGCUGUCACAGUCGACGUCUUUGCUCUCUUGGGCUACAGGACUGAAGUCCUUAAUGGGCGGCUUCUCCUCUCUGCCGUCGUUGACCUCGCCCUCAUCUUUUGGCUCCUCUACAUCCUCUCCUCUAUCGCCCACUACCUGCUUCGGCGCCUUCAGUCUUCUUCCUCUUUCUCCAAGAAGUCUGCCCAUGAUGGUUAUCUUCGCAUCUCGCAGCUGCCUCAGCUGUCUUCCGCCAUCCCCUGGUUCGGUCAUCUUCUUGGCCUGCAGCGUGACACUGCCCGCUAUGUCAACACUGUCAUAGCGUCCACUGCCGCCCAGAUCUUCACCAUCAACAUCCCCUUCAAGCAGAUCAUCGUUGUCAAUCCAUCUUUGGAUAAGCAGCUCGCUCGCCAUGUCUCAGACACUGGUCUUGCCCAGAUUCUUGCCCACGUUGGCUCCCGCGUCUUCGGCCUUGGGCCGAGCACCAUCCGGGUCAUCCUCGACACUGACCCACGACGCCUUCAUCAGGUCGAGUUUGGCAGACCCGAGAACCUCAACGCUUUGUCCGAGUGUUCAGGUGUUUUCAUUUGGGAUGAGAUGAACAAGAUGGGCCCUUCCACCGAGGUCGACCUCGCUCACUGGAUGUUUGGGCUCACAGUGUCUGCCACUGCCAGCGCAGUCUGGGGUGUCGAGAACCCCUGGCGUAUGGAUCGCGAGUUCGCCGAAGAGUUCAUGAACCUGACCGAGACUUUCGACUCUCUCUCCCGACCUGCCCCUUGGCUCACGGCCCGAUCCGCUUACAAGUCCCGCGACUUUCUCAUGAAGAGACUUCGAGAGUUCCACAACCAGCACCGCCAGUCUCGCGUCAAGACUGUCGCUCACGCAAUCAACGUCGUUGCUCAUUCGGACCCUAACUGGGAGACUAACCCGGACUAUUACAACAUCGAGAUGGUCUCGGCUAUUGGCCUCCUCGCGACGGCCAGCACACUCUCAGUCUGGCUCGUCAGACACCUUCUGGCUAUUCCUGAGCUGCUCAAGGUUGUUGUCGAUGAGAUCCAGCAACUCCAGGUUGUUCAGGCCCAGACACAGGACGGUCUCAAGCUGGACCUCACCAACAUUCGCACCCUCUGCCCCUGGCUCGUUGCCUCCUGGUACGAGACUCUCCGCCUGCACAUGACGGGCGUUCCUCGUCUUGCUCGACACGAAUUCGGUCUCAGCCUUCCAGGCUCUGAGUCCCUGGCGGUGUCUCAAGGAGAUCUCUUCCUUCUCCCCAUGUGCGCUUCCAACCUCGACACCAACGCCUGGGGACCCGACGCCGCAUCUUUCCGACCUUCUCGCUUCAUCACCAACAGCGGAGACUUGUCCAACAGCCUUAUCCGCAAGGUCAAGGCCUUUGGUGUCGCGGGCAACCUGUGCCCCGGUCGAGUCUUUGGCUUCGAGACGGCCAUGGCCAUGGUCGCAGGCACACUCGGUACCUUUGAGAUCAAGAGCGUCGGCGGAAAGGAGUUCACUGUUCCCGGUGUUCGCCAGGGCUUCAACGUCGGCUUUGAGCGGUACGCGGACGAUGUCAAGGUGGUGCUGUCCAAGCGGUGA
Fusarium keratoplasticum is the source of this 1572-nucleotide messenger RNA. RefSeq lists its product as uncharacterized. The transcript is spliced from 2 exons. The coding region runs from base 1 to 1572 and encodes 523 amino acids. NCBI's taxonomy places the organism in Eukaryota, Fungi, Ascomycota, Sordariomycetes, Hypocreales, Nectriaceae. Gene Ontology annotation, molecular function: iron ion binding; oxidoreductase activity, acting on paired donors, with incorporation or reduction of molecular oxygen; monooxygenase activity. The record is from RefSeq and is a predicted model, not a curated record.